Messenger RNA from Pelobates fuscus (common spadefoot toad), 4640 nucleotides. RefSeq names its product WD repeat domain 11 (gene WDR11). Gene Ontology annotation, molecular function: protein binding. Gene Ontology annotation, cellular component: cytoplasm. The coding region runs from base 77 to 3715 and encodes 1212 amino acids. The transcript has 29 exons. The record is from RefSeq and is a predicted model, not a curated record. Lineage: Eukaryota; Metazoa; Chordata; Amphibia; Anura; Pelobatidae.
CCCGGAAAUGCCGGGUAGGCUGUGACAGCUGCUACUGCUAGGCUGUGUUUUUCUUUUUCACACCCCCAGCUCCAACAUGAUCCCGUUUACCGUCAAUAUCAAGCUGUCUACCCGCACGCUGACCGGAGCCCUGACCCAGAAUAACAGGGGGGCGCUGGACUGGGGCUGCCAAGGGCUUAUUGCAUAUGGAUGUCACUCUCUGGUCCUUGUUGUAGACCCUAGUUCUGCCCAAACCCUUCAGGUCUUAGAGAAGCACAAAGCCAAUGUUGUCAAGGUAAAAUGGGCCAGAGAGAAUUAUCACCACAACCUGGGCUCCCCGUAUGCCCUGCGUUUGGCAUCAGCUGAUUCCAGUGGGAAGAUUGUUGUGUGGGAUGUGAUGUCAGGCACAACAAGAUGUGAAAUACAAGAACACUCAAAGCCCAUCCAUGAUAUGCAGUGGCUCUGGAGUCAAGACGCAUCUCGUGACCUGUUGCUGGCCGUGCACCCUCCCAACCUCAUUGUGCUUUGGAAUGCAGACACUGGCACCAAAUUGUGGAAAAAAAGCUACGCGGAAAACAUUCUGAGUUUUUCCUUCAACCCUUUCCAGCCCUCGCAACUUGCAUUGCUCACCAGUGAGGGCAUUGUGUUUGUCUCUGACUUUUCCCCGUCCAAACCACCCACUAGCACAGGACGGAAGGUGUAUAUCUCCAGCCCUCAUGCCAGCCCUAUUCAUACCAAACCUGCUACUGCAACCGGUGCCAAGAAGGCUCUCAACAAAGUUAAGAUUCUUAUCACCAACGAGAAGCCCAGUGCGGAGGCUGUGACCCUUAAUGAAUGCUUGCAGCUCUCUUACAUGCCUUCGAAGCGAAACCACAUGCUACUUCUUUACCCACGAGAGAUCCUGAUCUUGGACCUGGAGGUCAAUCAGACUGUUGGAGUUGUAGCCAUCGAAAGGACAGGUGUCCCUUUCCUGCAGGUGACCCCAUGCUUUCAGAGGGAUGUGCUUUUCUGUCUCCAUGAGAAUGGCUGCAUUUCUAUGCGUGUUGGUCGGCAAACUUGUGGGAGUUCAGGGGCACCAAACGAGGAGACAGACUCUGAUGCUGUGCCAGAGAUGACUUAUGAUCUUCGCUGCCAGUGUGACGCCUUCCGAGUCACUAAGACCGUCCGUCCGUACAGCAUAGCAUGCAGUACCAUCAAUGAGAAUGCCAUCGCCCUAAUAAUCAGUGAUGGCCGAGUUAUGAUCUGGGAGCUGAAAUCAGGUGUAUUGGGAAGAAAGAAUCUUAAUGCUGGGUCUUGUGCUUUAUAUGCCCCAUCUUCAUUCUGCGGUAAGCCGGUGGAUCCUGCCCAAAGAAAACUUCCAGAUCUCUCUCUGGACAGUAUGAUUGCUGGACAAAGCAUGCUGGGAUGUGAUCCUCAGUCAUCUGGAAGUCCUCUUCAGGAAGUGCACCUUAAAUUUUUGCUCACUGGCCUUCUUUCUGGGCUUCCUCAGCCACCAUUUGUGGUCAGAAUGUGCCCUCCUCUGACUACCAAGAAUAUCACACAGUACAAGCCCCUUCUGGCAGUUGGUACAAGCAAUGGUUCUGUCUUUGUCUACAACCUGACAAGCGGUCUAUUACAUAAAGAAUUAAAUAUACAUUCCUGUGAGGUCAAGGGCAUCGAAUGGACCAGUCUCACCAGCUUCCUCUCAUUUGCUACAUCUACCCCAAACAACCUUGGUCUGGGGAGAAACGAACUUCAACUGGUGGACCUUCUUACAGGAAGGAGUGUGGCAUUUAGAGGAGAGAGAGGCAUUGAUGAGCAACCCAUGGAGAUGAUUAAAGUGUCUCAUCUGAAGCAGUACUUGGCAGUAGUGUUUAAAGACAAACCCUUGGAACUAUGGGAUAUUCGUACCUGUACCCUUCUCCGGGAGAUGUCUAAAAGCUUCCCAUCUGUUACAGCUCUGGAAUGGUCCCCGUCUCAUAACCUGAAGAGUCUGCGAAAGAAACAGAUGGCAGCCCGCGAGGCGAUGGCACGUCAGACUGUCUCCUCAGACACAGAGCUGAAUAACCUGGAGUCUUCGGUUAUCAGUCUGUUACAGGAAGCAGAAAGCAAGUCUGAAAUGAGCCAGAGUAUCUCCGCACGAGAGCACUUUGUAUUCACGGACACAGACGGACAGGUUUACCACCUCACUGUGGAAGGGAACUCUGUGAAAGACAGCGCUAGGAUCCCGCCAGAUGGAAGCAUGGGAAGCAUUUCCUGCAUUGCUUGGAAGGGAGACCACCUGGUCCUCGGAGAUGUGGAUGGCAAUCUAAACUUCUGGGAUUUAAAAGGACGGGUCUCCAGGGGGAUUCCAACUCACAGAAAUUGGGUAAAGAAGAUACGUUUUGCCCCAGGUAAAGGCAACCAGAAACUAACAGUUCUGUACAAUGACGGUGCCGAGGUGUGGGACACCAAAGAGAUUCAGAUGGUGAGCAGUCUGCGCACUGGGAGAAAUGUAAACUACCGUGUCCUAGAUGUUGAUUGGUGCUCAUCCGACAAAGUAAUCUUAGCUUGCGAUGACGGUUGUAUCAGAGUGUUGGAGAUGUCUUUGAAAUCUGCUUCCUUCCGGAUGGAUGAACAGGAACUCAUUGAUCCUGUCUGGUGUCCAUACUUGCUGCUCCCGAAGGCAUCUUUAAUUCUUAAAGCCUUCCUGCUUCAUCAACCCUGGGGAGACAAAUGUUCCUUAAAUAUCACAGAUGUUGACUACCCAGAGCAUGAGGACAUGAAGGUUUUAAUCCAAGAACAAAUCAACUCUUUAUCCAACGACGUGAAGGAUUUGCUUUUGGACCUAGAGUUUACACUCUUGCAAAGGUGCCUGCUUGUUGCAAGACUAUAUGGGGAUGAGUCAGAGCUGCAUUUCUGGACUAUAGCUGCUCACUACUUGCAAGUGUUUCAACGUACGAGGCUUAGCAGCAGCACCACUCCAGCAAGCCCACUGGACAUUUGUUAUGACCUUUUGUGUGAGAAUGCAUAUUUUCAGAAAUUUCAGCUGGACAGAGUUUAUCUGCAAGAAGUAAAACGUUCUAGCUAUGAACACACCAGAAAAUGUGCAGACCAGCUUCUCCUCUUAGGACAGACUGACCGAGCAGUUCAGCUACUGCUGGAGACCAGCGCUGAUAACCCACAGUAUUACUGUGACUCCCUAAAGGCCUGCCUGGUCACUACUGUCACCUCAUCUGGUCCCUCCCAGAGCACAAUCAAGUUAGUGGCAACAAACAUGAUCGCCAAUGGAAAGCUGGCAGAGGGAGUGCAGUUACUCUGCCUGAUAGACAAGGCUGCGGACGCCUGUCGCUACCUGCAGACCUAUAAUGAAUGGAACCACGCUGCUUGGCUGGCUAAGGUGCGAUUAAACCCAGAGGAAUGCGCUGAAGUCUUAAAAAGAUGGGUGGACCAUCUCUGUUCCCCACACAUAAAUCAGAAGUACAAAGCGAUUCUGGUCCUCCUUUCUCUUGGAUGCUUUCGCAGAGUUAUAGAAAUGUUGCAUAGCAUGAGGUGUUUUGACCGAGCAGCUUUGUUCCUGGAAGCCUGCCUGCGGUGUUCGGCAAUUGAUGUUAGCGAUGAGAAUAAUAAACUGAUCUCUGCCGUGUUUGCAGACUAUGCUCGCAGCCUGCGCACACUGGGAUUCUCACAAGCAGCUCUGCGAUUUGCCCUGAAGGCAGGAGAUGCUGGAUCAGAUCUGGUGACCGAGCUUCAAAAUCUGAAGCAGGCAGAAGAUUAGUGAGCAGGGAACACCUGACAUAGUUUUCCCUUGUGGAAGGUAUAAGACGAUUGGACGAUUCUGCGGCAAUGUGGGCUCAGUCAGCAUGAAGUAGGACGUUAGAGAUAUUGUGUCCUGUGUGUGUCCUCCCACUAUAUCCCGUUAUCCAGGAUCCGCCAGUAUUGGACAUCAGAGCUUAUCAAUACAGUUAACUCUGUAAGUGCCGGAGAGCUGAGCACACUGAUUUUCUUUGCAUUGUCCUAUGUUACACCCCUGGCUCUCAAAAUGUUACUUCCAGGGUUAAUGUAACGGUGACAACACCUUCUGCCAUCAUGUCUGCUUGAAAUCAUUACUUCAGAUAUUGUUCUUUGUAUAAGAGCAGGAAGAGAUAACUGCACACCCACCUUAUGGCUAUUCGCUAAAUGUAUAGGAAAAGGUGAGGAGACCAUGUUAUAGCUGUAAAUGUCUUUUUUUUUUUUUUCUUCAUUUCUAGUGAUUCAAAUCAGCCGGUAGAUUUCACUCAUGUAAAACAGCCAUAGCGCUUUCUCCAUAAACAUUUCUAACAUUUAAGAAUUUAGAGUAAAUAUGAAAUCAUCUUCUUUUGCAGUUUCUGAUUUUUUUUUUUUGAUUUUUUUUUUUUAAUACGUUUUGAAUACUGCUGAAUAUUUGACAAUUUAAUUUAGCCACCCAACAGUAAAUUGCAGUGAAUUUAGGCAGAAUAGCUCAUAUAGAAAAGGCCGCCACAUCAUCUAUAGGUACAGCUUGGCUUUUAUCUUGGUUUUUAUUUUACCCAAAUUCAUUGUUUAGUCAAACCCUGUGUGUCUCUCAACCCACUGUAUGGACCAAACAUAUAGAACUUGAAGUACUGCACUUCAAGACUUCAUCUAUUGUACAUGAAAAAUGAACUGUAACUCACAGUAUUAAAAUAGAUACUGUGUUCUCAUGA